This is a messenger RNA of Aureobasidium melanogenum CBS 110374, 1677 nucleotides long. Its product is annotated as S-adenosyl-L-methionine-dependent methyltransferase. The transcript has 2 exons. Gene Ontology annotation, cellular component: nucleolus. The record is from RefSeq and is a predicted model, not a curated record. Gene Ontology annotation, molecular function: methyltransferase activity. Lineage: Eukaryota; Fungi; Ascomycota; Dothideomycetes; Dothideales; Saccotheciaceae. Bases 1 to 1677 code for a protein of 558 amino acids. Gene Ontology annotation, biological process: rRNA base methylation.
AUGUCAUUAUACUACGAAGCUUCCGACAUCCUCGCCAAUGCAGAGGCAAAGGGCGGCUCGUUGAAGAAUCGCAUCUUUGGCAAGAAAGAUCUCAAAAGUUCUCCUGGCGCCAUCUUCGCUCUGGUUGCCGAAACCACAAAAUGGAGUUCGGUUUUGAAAGAAGUCAUUGAAAAGAGCGAUGUUCUAAAACUCGAGAAAAAGCUGACACCAACUCUUGCACUGCUCUUAUGUCACGAUCUUAUUCUAGCCAAAAAGGGAGUUGCAGCUCCUAAAUCGCAUCCUCUGAAUCUCGCCAUCUCUCGUCACAAGGCCAGAUUGAACGCCGAGUUUACCAAAUGUCGCAUCAAGGGCAGGUUCGCAACCUUGGAUGCCUUCCGUGCUCACAUCAACGCGACCGCUGCAGAUGAGAGUGCUGAAGCAAGUGCGAACGGCACUAAGGCGUUCCACCCUCGAUGGGUUCGUGUCAAUGCUGUAAAGACAUCCAUGGAGAAGGCACAAAGCACUUUCUUCGCCGAUUUUACCAAGGUCUCAUCGUUGAAGGAGCUCAGCACUACUCCCCGUGGCAUCUAUUUGGACGAGCAUAUCCCAAACCUCGUUGCUAUCCCUCCUUCAAUAGAUCUUUCCAAGCAUGCUGCGUACCAUGCCGGCGAGAUCAUCUUUCAGGACAAAGCCUCGUGCUUCCCUGCCUAUCUUCUGGACCCUCAGGCUAAGGAUGGGCAGGUGAUCGAUGCGUGUGCGGCACCUGGCAACAAGACUACACAUCUUGCUGCAAUUCUGUCGUCACAAAAAUCAUACGGGUUGAAGGCAUCUGUCACAGCUUGCGAGCGCAACCCUAUCAGAGCUCAAACACUGGAGAAGAUGGUCAAGCUGGCUGGUGCUAGCAAAAUCAUCACCGUGAAGGCUUCCCAAGACUUUACAAAACUGGAUCCUCGUUCGCAAGAAUUUGCUGACGUUGGUGCUCUCCUGCUUGACCCCAGUUGUUCAGGUAGUGGUAUCAUCGGUCGUGAUGACACUGCAGUUUUGCACUUGCCGUCACUGCCUUCAUCUGCUCCUGCUCCGUCAAGCAAGAAGCGAAAGAGAAAGGCAAGCACAGCUGUCGAGGUUCCAGUCCCGAUCGUUGAGGAGACCAAUGAUGAGCUCAGCGAAGAGACCCCACAAGCAGCCGAGCUCGAGAACGAUGAAGAGAAACUCAAGACCAGGUUGAACAAUCUUGCUGGAUUCCAGCUCAAGAUUGUACUUCAUGCUUUCGCCUUCCCAGCCGCCACCAAGGUCACGUAUUCAACAUGUUCUAUCCAUGCAGAGGAGAACGAGAAUGUUGUCGUUAGGGCUCUAGCUUCGAAGAUUGCUAAAGAACGUGGCUGGAAGCUCAUGACGCGGGAGAAUCAAGUGGACGGCAUGAAGAUAUGGGCAAGAAGAGGUGAUCCCGAAGCUUCGAAGGAAGCACUCCGAGGUCAUAAAGGCCUGGUCAGCGCGGACGUCCUUGCAGAUGCCUGCAUUCGCUGCGAAAGAGGCACUGAUGAGGGAACUAUGGGCUUCUUCGUUGCUGGCUUCGUCAGAGAUCCUGACGCGGAUACCUCCGAAGCAAAUGUUGAGAACGGCGUCAGCGAAGGUGAAAAUGAAGAGGACGAUGAAGAUGAUGGAGAUGAAGAAGAAGAGUGGGGAGGUUUCGACGACUAA